AUGGCAGAGAAGUGCCGUAUCAAGCUGCUUCCGCUUGAUGAUCAAGGAGUCCCAAGAUAUGAUGACCAGACGGGUGAAGUCUUGAUACCUGAAGAUGACUUUCUAUUGUACAAAGGAAUGUGUGAUAAGACUAUGAUUUUAUUAGAUCAUUGGAUUGAUAAUAGAGAAAAACUAGAGGCCGAGUUGGAAAUAAUCGCCGAGGAUCUUGAUCGCUGGGAAUACGGGACUAAUAUUUCAACGACAGUCGGCUCAGUAGCAGGGAUUGGUGGAGGUGCUGCUAUUAUUACUGGGAUGAUUGUUAUGCCGCCGAUGGCUGUUGCAGGCUUGGCUGUUGGCGGAGCGGCUGCUGUGUCAAAUUUAACCACUGGUAUCCUCAAAAAAAAUGUAAAUAUUGCCAUGAAAAUGUUGGAGUACGAUAAACAGCUGACUGAGAAUUUGGCUAACGGCAUUGUCAUGCUAGAAGAAACUGAGUCAACAGUCUUAUCGAAAAAUAAAAUUCAUGUUGAAAAGCGAACGGGCGACCCGAUUAAUCGUGAUACAGUCAUGAAUGGUAUAAGUGUAGGCGCUGUCACGGUCGCCGGUGGAGCUGCUCGUUUGUUGCUCAAGGAAUCGACUGUUAUUGAAUCAGCUGCAUUGAAGGGAGCCGUACAUGCCGCUACAGCUAUAGGGAUUGCGAUUGAUGUAUUGACAGCUAUUCAGAGUGUCAGGUGCUCAAACCUGCGUACAUGUCGUUAUCGUACCGAACCAGAAUAA
Messenger RNA from Cylicostephanus goldi, 753 nucleotides. The record is from the annotation of a GenBank genome assembly. Lineage: Eukaryota; Metazoa; Nematoda; Chromadorea; Rhabditida; Strongylidae.